Molecule: messenger RNA, 2962 nt
Organism: Eptesicus fuscus (big brown bat)
Lineage: Eukaryota; Metazoa; Chordata; Mammalia; Chiroptera; Vespertilionidae
Gene: SLC24A4
Product: solute carrier family 24 member 4
Exons: 16
Coding region: 9-1679 (556 amino acids)
Biological process (GO): calcium ion transmembrane transport; sensory perception of smell; intracellular calcium ion homeostasis
Cellular component (GO): membrane
Molecular function (GO): calcium, potassium:sodium antiporter activity; calcium channel activity
Source: RefSeq, a predicted model, not a curated record
GAAAGCUGAUGGCACCACUGAAUGGGACUCAGACAGCUAAGAACUGCACAGAUCCUGCCAUUCACGAGUUCCCCACAGACCUGUUCUCCAAUACGGAGCGACAGCACGGAGCCGUCCUGCUGCACAUCCUCGGUGCUCUAUACAUGUUCUACGCCCUGGCCAUCGUGUGCGAUGACUUCUUCGUUCCGUCUCUGGAAAAGAUCUGCGAGAAACUCCAUCUGAGUGAAGAUGUGGCUGGAGCCACCUUCAUGGCUGCGGGAAGCUCAACGCCUGAGCUGUUUGCUUCUAUUAUUGGCGUGUUCAUCACCCACGGAGACGUCGGGGUCGGGACCAUCGUGGGCUCUGCCGUGUUCAACAUCCUGUGUAUCAUCGGCGUGUGUGGACUAUUCGCGGGGCAGGUGGUCCAGCUGACGUGGUGGGCCGUGUGCCGAGACUCCGUGUACUACACCCUCUCCGUCAUCGUGCUCAUCGCCUUCAUAUAUGAUGAAGAAAUUGUGUGGUGGGAAGGCCUGGUGCUCAUCGUCUUGUACGUGUUUUACAUUCUGAUCAUGAAGUACAAUGUGAAGAUACAGGCCUUUUUCACAGUCAAACAAAAGACCAUUGCAAACGGCAACACGGUCAGCAGCGAGCUGGAGGAUGGUAAUGAUUACUGUGGUAGUAGCUCUGAUGACCCUUCCCUGCCAUUGCUGGGGUCAGUGAAGGAGGAGCCACGGUACAGCAAAAACCCAGUGGUGAUGGUGGACGAGGUCAUGAGCUCCAGCCCUCCCAAGUUCAGCUUCCCCGAGGCGGGCUUGCGCGUCAUGAUCACCAAUAAGUUUGGGCCCAGGACCCGGCUGCGGAUGGCCAGCAGGAUCAUCAUCAACGAGAGGCAGAGACUGAUCAACUCCGCGAACGGUGUGAGCAGGAAGCCACUUCAAAACGGGAGGCAGGAGAGCAUCAAAAACGGGAAUGUUCCCAUGGAAAACCCAGAAGACCCCCCGCGGGAGCAGCAGCCCCCGCCGCCGCCGCCGCCCCCGGAGGCAGAGCCCAUGGAGGCCGCCUUCCUGUCCCCGUUCUCCGUGCCCGAGGCAAGAGGGGACAAAGCCAAGUGGGUGUUCACCUGGCCGCUCAUCUUCCUCCUGUGCGUCACCAUCCCCAACUGCAGCAAGCCCCGCUGGGAGAAGUUCUUCAUGGUCACCUUCCUCACUGCCACGCUGUGGAUCGCCGUCUUCUCCUACCUAAUGGUGUGGCUGGUGACGAUUAUCGGGUACACAUUUGGGAUCCCCGACGUCAUCAUGGGCAUCACUUUCCUGGCGGCGGGCACGAGCGUUCCAGACUGCAUGGCCAGCUUAAUCGUGGCGAGACAAGGCCUGGGCGACAUGGCGGUCUCUAACACCAUAGGGAGCAACGUGUUCGACAUCCUCGUGGGACUUGGCAUACCGUGGGGUCUGCAGACCAUGGUUAUCAAUUACGGAUCCACGGUGAAGAUCAACAGCCGGGGCCUGGUCUACUCCGUGGUGUUGUUGCUGGGCUCCGUGGCGCUCACCGUCCUGGGCAUCCAUCUCAACAAAUGGAGACUGGACUGGAAGCUGGGCGUCUACGUGCUGGUCCUCUACGCCAUCUUCCUGUGCUUCUCCAUCAUGAUCGAGUUUAACGUCUUCACCUUUGUCAACCUGCCGAUGUGCCGAGAAGACGACUAAAGCCGAGCUCUGCCCGCUGGGAGCUGCUCCGGACACCGGCCUAGCGUCCUCCCCUCGCUCCCUCCCCCUCUGCGUCCCCCGCACGGGCAGCCGCCGGCUGUCUUUUCUGACACUGGAAGGAAGAGCCAUCAUGGUCUUUGGCCCCGGGCCAGGCUGCUGGGCAUCCUCCUCCUCCUCGGAGUUAGUUCUGCCCCCCCAAAAGGCGAGAUGCAGGGGCCGCUAUUUGAGCAUCUUUUGCGGUCACAGGGAUGUGGCGCGUGUCCCGUCUCUCUCGGACACUUCGGUCAGAAGGACUUCGGGGUGCGGUUUGUCUUUCUGUUUCGGGCGUCCUGAGAGAUGAGGUGGUCGGUGACGGUGAAGUCUCCCGGGGCACGUGCAGAAUGGGAAUGUGGUCCUCCAGUGACUCCUCCGGGCCAGAGGGGGGCGUUGCUUAGGCAACUUUUGCUGCAAAGAGACGAAGAGCCCACUGCCGCUGGAGCAGGGGUCUCCCCCUGCCAGGGGUGUGGGGCUGUGAUGGCGGACACCCCACUCCUUUUUCUAGACCAACUGGAAGAAUGGAAACAGUUUUUCAGGUUUGUUUAUUGUUGUUUUUACAGCAGAAGCGAGAAAACAAGAACACAAUAUUCUCCUCCUUGUAUUGAUGCACUCGGAGAAUGAGCAAUGAUCUAUUAAAGACGAAAUGUCCUGCAGAUCAUCAUACUUGAAAAAAUAUCAUUCCGUACAAAAUGGGGACCAAAACGGUAACACUCGCGGAAAACGGGUCCUGUGUGUGUGGGUGGUGGUGCAUGGACGCUGACACGCUUGGCUUGGAGCUUGGGAAGGAGGGAGAGACUGACCUCGGAACGGGUGCUGAUGCAGACGGGCGGAGCUCGUAGUUCACAGCCAUACGUUCCAGGCCUUCCGUGGGAGGCGACGCGCUGUCACUUGGGGUUUGUCGUUGCUUUGUUAAUGCCCGACUCUCAGAACCAUCCUGUGGAAAGACCCAAAUGUUGAUCUGCCCAGCAAAUCUCAUAGCCCACUGAGCGGGAAGGAGGGUGCCAGCACUCGGUUCACGACCAGAAGAAAGAGGUCCCGGAACCGGGACUUGGAAUGUUUAGAGCUAAGUUUCUUGAACCUUACAGUUUGCUACAUGGGAAAGGCCCAGGGCGGGAGGCUGAUUCAAAGAUAGAAAAAUAUUAAUUUCCGAUCGCUUCCGAGCUCUCAAAUAUAUAUUAAAAAGGUUUAUGAACACAAACCAUUUGUGGUUUCUGAAAAGAGAGCACAAUUCAUUUUAUACGUAUAGA